Messenger RNA from Pectinophora gossypiella (pink bollworm), 2474 nucleotides. Its product is annotated as adenylate kinase 7-like. Bases 1 to 2418 code for a protein of 805 amino acids. Lineage: Eukaryota; Metazoa; Arthropoda; Insecta; Lepidoptera; Gelechiidae. Gene Ontology annotation, cellular component: cytoplasm. Gene Ontology annotation, biological process: nucleobase-containing compound metabolic process. The transcript is spliced from 16 exons. Gene Ontology annotation, molecular function: AMP kinase activity; ATP binding. The record is from RefSeq and is a predicted model, not a curated record.
AUGUCUUCUGUAGGAUCUUAUGAAUUAGAACAUCAAUUUUCAUUCAAGCGUUAUUUUAUAAAUAAUUUAGAUUCGUAUCAUGGCAAAUACAUCUUGGCAGAAGUGUCGAAAGUGUUGGAAAAAAACCAGGCGGUAUCGGAGAAGGGGAGUAUGCGAUCCAUCCUCGGAGAAGAUGCGGAACCUCUACCACCCCCUCCUCCCGAGCAGCCCUAUGAAAUAAUAGGAACUGUUACCGAUUCGAAAAUAAAAACUCUGGAUAACGUAGCUAGAAUCAUACCAAAGGAAAAUUGCUUCCCUACGAUACUCACUUGCGGAACAGUCAUUUGGGAUGUAAGCUAUUGCCGAGAAGAACUACGAGUUGCUUUGGAAUAUAUGAAUCUUUUAAAGGAGCUGUUAGAAAAGCAAACCCCACAGCAACAACCGAACGAUGCAGACGGAGGUGGCGGUGAAUCCAAAAAACGAUAUUUGAUUCUAAUAUCCUCUAUAAUGACAUGGGCUUCCACAAAACCUUUAGAUCCGGAGUCUCCAGAUUUGCCCUUCAUCGAAACAGACUUUAGGAAAAGGAAACCCCAUCCGAAUUACAAACUACACUACGAUUGCGAAAACGAAGUCAUAGGCAUUGCUAGAAAAUACAGAACACAAAUUGGAGCCCUAGUGGUGGCGCUAGGCGUAACAUACGGAGGACGCGAGGAUGUGCUAUUUUACUGGUUCCAGAAAGCUUGGGAAUGUGAACGUCUUUUGCCAAUUCUAGGUCGCGGCAGUAACGUCAUACCACUUCUUAACGUAUUAGAUUUGGCCCAGAUAGUCUACAACCUGAUAUCCGACUUUCCAAAGAAACUAUACAUUUUGGCCGUUGAACAAAACGUUACGAAGCAACGAGAGAUAGUGAAACCUCUUGGAAAAAUAAUAGGCACCGGAAUGUUCAAAUGUAUACCUCCCGAGGAUGCUUUUUUGAUUCCAGAUAUAGACCAAAGAAUUUUCGAUUUAAUGACCCUGAAUUUGAAUAUGGAACCGACUUUCAUUACGGAGACAAUGGGCUUGCAAUGGACGUCCGAGUUGACUUUUGCGGAAAACGUGCCUGUUCUCAUGAAGCAGUAUAGAAAGGAACGAGGCUUAAAACCUUUUAAGAUAAUUAUAUACGGUCCCCCGAUCGUGGGAAAGACGACAGUAUGUAAGCAACUCUGCGAGGCUUAUGGCCUCGUGUACAUAUCUCCGGAUACUGUCGCUCAAGACAUCAUGGAGGAUUUGACGUGGCGUAUCCAACACUGGGAGACAGGAGAGUUGGCGACUCUUGGGAUACCUCUAGCUGAAGAUGACGACCAGAACGCGGGGUCCGGAGACGAUGCAGGGGAAGAAGAGGGCGCGCAGGAAGCGGCCCGCGCCACCCUGGCUGUGUUGAAAUCAGGACGCCCGCUUACUGAAGAAGAGAUUAUUGGGUUUUUGCGCCAGAGACUAUUGUCUCGAGAUGCAUUGAACAGAGGAUGGGUUCUCGAUGGCUUCCCUACAUCGUUAGCCCAGUGCGCUGCACUUUUUGACAGAGGUGAAGAGACAGACUCAAUAGCAGAAGAGGAAAACGAAGAUGAACAGUUUGAAGAGGACGCGGAUCUGUAUAGUAAUGUAUUGAAGAAGAUGUUACCAGAUAUUGUGGUUUCACUUGAAGCAACAGAUGAGUUUAUUUGCGAGAAGGCUAUGCGCCAACCAGAAACCGAGUCUCGUAUGGACGAGGAAAUAAUUCUGAAACGUCUGAGCGACUUUCGGGUCCAAGACGCUCGGGACGUGACGCCGCUAAACUUCUUUGAUGAACUUGAUAUACAUCCGCUGGUGUUACAAGUGAAGGAUCACAAGGAUUACGCGAUGAAGAACACGUAUAGAGACGUUUCUUUACGUAUGGGGCGACCGUGUAACUACGCCAAGCUAAUGGCUCUGAUUGAGGCGUCAUACAAGAAGGAGCAGGAAGAAAUAGAAACUUUACGUGUCAAAGAAUUGAAAGCACUGAAGGAACUCGAAAAGAAGAUGAAAGAAGAGCGCGAGGACAAAAUGGAGUAUUGGUCGGAGUUGUACGCGUUGCUGCGCGAGGAAGAAGAGGCCGCGCUGGCCGCCGCCGGCGAGCCCAUGCGCAGUUAUUUGAUCGCGCACAUCUUCCCGACCCUCACUCCAGCGCUGCUCGAAGUCGCCAAGCUGAGGCCCGCAGAUCCUGUUGACUUCUUGGCGGAAUACCUCUUCAAGCUGAACCCUAGUGGUAAAAUGCUGGAACCAGGCUAUAACUUACAAGCUGAAAUGUUACUGGGGAGAGUGAAGAUGUUGGACGAAGCUCUCAGAGGCCUCGACAUCAAGAUCGACCCGCUGAUCCCACCCGAACUGAGAAUCGAGGAAGACCCAACAAAGAAGAAAUCGAUCAAUCCAAUGAGCGCACUUUAAUACGCUUUUUCUAUUUCUGCAUAUUUGUUUGAAAGAAAUUAAUAUGCUUUCAAAAU